This is a messenger RNA of Arabidopsis arenosa, 1537 nucleotides long. The record is from the annotation of a GenBank genome assembly. Lineage: Eukaryota; Viridiplantae; Streptophyta; Magnoliopsida; Brassicales; Brassicaceae.
AUUUGUAUAUAUCAAUGACUUAAUUAGUAUAAACCUCGACUCUUUGUGUCUCGGUGGUUACUCUGAAAACUAUUUCACAUCUUGAUCUGUACUGUGGAUCUUCUUACUUCUAAGUUUUUGGUGUGAUUUUCAAAUGGCUGGAACUGAGAGCUCAGAGACACCAAUUUUAAAGCUGAAUCUUCUUGUCGACAAGGAGAAGAACGAGGUUGUCUUUGCUCAGGCUGGUAAGGAUUUUGUUGAUGUGCUCUUUGGUUUUAUGGCGCUGCCAAUGGGUACUAUCGUACGAAUGCUGGAGAAGAAUAAGCAGAAUUCUGCUCCAAUAGGCUGUUUCAACAAUCUCUACAAAAGUGUUGUUGAUAUGGACAAAGUUGAUUUCACGACUGAAGAUUGUAAGGAUAUGCUUUUGUAUCCGAGGUGCAAUUUGAUGAGGGACGAGUUUAAAGUACCUGAAGGUGGUUCUGAUGAAUUAUUUGUUACCCCAAGGACCUCUUUCAUCAUUAGUGGAAAUAUGAAAGUGGAAUUUGCUUCUUUAAUUCGCGCCAUCAAAAUACUUGUUGGACUCGGUCAUAAUAAUUUUGAUAGACUGGAGGAGAUGUUUGUAGAUGUUAAUCAUGAAGAGGUUCUAUCUCUGCUCCAUUGCUUGUUCUUUUCGGAAACUCCUUUCACUGAUGUCUUCUUGAAGAAGCAUAGCUCUUGUGGUAUGACAAGGUCGCAUGACAUGCCAAAUCUACAAGCGCAAGAUGGAGGUGAAGCAGGACCAGAUGAAGUUGUGUCACUCACUCUAUUUGUUAGGAAGCAGGACAUGAAGUUUCUUUAUGCUGAAAGCGGGCAAGACUUUGUGGAUCUACUUUUCAUUUUCCUGGCUAUCCCUUUGGAAUCUGUAUGGGAAAUAACUGGAUGCAAUAUCGAGCUAGGAUGCAUUGGCAACUUUUGUAGAAGCUUGAAGAACUUGAGCUCUAGCGGAAGCACGAAUGCAUCUAGUAACACAUGUAUGCUUCCUUGGCAAUAUAGGCUGCAGAAAUCGUUGCUUGGGGUCAGUUAUCUAAACAGUGACGGUAGUCCUCAAUUGACACCUCAUUGUAGCAGUGGGUUUGUGAAGAGCGGGGUAACAUACAUGGUCUCAGAUGAUCUUACUAUUUGCAUAAAGAAGAAGUUUGAAGUGAACUUGGAUGAUAUUGAGGAGCAUGAAAUCAACAUUAGCAAAACACAGGCCAUCGGAUUACUAAGAGCCUCAUUCAUGACAGCCACUGCUUUGACCACGGCUUUCGAGAGCUUUCUUCCCAAGAAACCUAAAGAAGAGAAACUCUAAAGCAUCAAUCAUAUGCCUCUCUUGAGCAUAUUGAUUUCAAUUUUAGGUUUUGUUGUUUGGAGUGGUACUUGAACAAGUUACCUUCUCUUUUACCACUACUGUUAAGUACACCUUUUGUUCUUGAACCUUAAUGUCUCUUCAGUUUCAGUCUUCAUAUGACUUUACUUAAUUUAGAAGUGUUAUCAUUUUCACAAUGACAAAUAAUCUAAAUACACGAUCAGGUUGGUG